GUACAGGAAGCGGAAGUAAUCGGGUCUCCGCUUUUCCCGGUGGUGUGUUGCGCACACAGGGAAAGAAGUCGUCCGGAUUCAGCUCUAAAACAGCUCACCGCAACCCCCACGCAGUUCACACGCCAAAGGAAUAAGUGUCCAUCUCGCCAUCAGUCAAUGGGAAAGAGGUGAAGAUGUUUAGCUUCGAGGGUGAUUUCAAGACGAGGCCUAAGGUGUCACUCGGAGGAGCAAGUAAAAAGGAAGCGAAAGCAUCCCUGCUGCAUCGUACUCAAGAAGAAAGAAGAAAAAGAGAGGAUGAUAGAAAACGGCUGAAGAAUGCCAUCCUCAUUCAGUCCUAUGUACGUGGCUACCAAGAUUUGAAGCGACAGUACGCAAUCCAGAGGGCCCAUUUUGACGUCUGCGCCAACCAGACACAGCCCGUUUUGGAAGCCCCGACCCUAAGCCUGCUUUCGAGGCAGCUCAUCUUUUUCUACCGACAGAGCGUGGAUGCGCACAGAUUGAUAUGGCUGUGCCAGAACCUGGUGAAACACAACUGUCAGUUUGUCAAGCUGCUCGUGGGUCCACACAGGCAGACGUGUAUGUUUCAGAUCAAGAGGCUGUUGGGUUUUUGCUGCAGACUCCUGCAGAACUGCGGUGACGACAGCUUAAAUGUGGCCGUUCCCAUGCGCAUGUUGGAGAUCUUCUCGUCGGAGAGAGUCUACUUGCCCGUCUUGGCUGACGCCAACCGUGUGGCGUCAACGGUGGAGCAGAUUUUGCACUAUAUGAUCCAGAAAGGAUAUUACAGGUCGCUGUACAUUUUGGUGACUCACCGACUCCCUCCGAGUUUGGAGUACAGUGACUCUCCUUCUAUUCCCUUGGCAAGCACACUAUUGGAACACAUCCUCAAACCUUUGCACUUUAGCUACUCCUCCUGCACAGCGGGCGCCAGGCACUUUGUCUUUGCCGCCUUCACUGAGGAGUUCAUUUCGGCGCCCUUCACGGAGCAGAUCUUUCACUUCUUCAUCCCGGCCCUGUCCGACCCCCGGCUGGCCUUCCCCUUCGAGGCCUUCCUCGGCUCCCUCCGGAACACCGUCGCUUCUUCCCCCAUCGCCCAGAAUCGCGCACCCUGGAUAUUUUACUUUGUCCUCUCUGCAGGAGAGAACUGCCUGGGUUCGCUAUCGGAGGAAGGCCUGCUGCUGUAUUUAAGCGCUCUGCGGACAUUGCUGCCCCUGUUGCCCGUGAGCGAGAGCUGCAACCGGCCCGAGGUGGGCAGCGACUCCGAGGAUGACUCUGACGCCGAUAUCCACCCGCUGCCCGCGAAGGAUGACAGUCGCAUCUCCGUGCAGCUGAUCACUGAGGAAUGCGUGCGCAAGCUGGACACCAAACAACAGACCAACACGCUACUCAACCUGGUGUGGAGGGACUCGGCCAGUGAGGAAGUGUUCACCAUGAUGGCGUCCAUCUGUCACACGCUCAUGGUGCAGCAUCGCCUCCUGGUUCCCAAAGUCAGACUUCUGUACAGUUUAGCCUUCAACGCACGGUUCCUACGGCAUCUCUGGCACCUGAUCACCUCCAUGACGACCAAAAUGAUUACCGGCUCCAUGGUUCCGCUGCUGCAGCUGAUCUCCAGAGGCUCGCCCAUGUCCUACGAAGACUCCAACCGCAUCAUUCCGCUCUUCUACCUCUUCAGCUCCCUCUUCAGCCACUCGCUCAUCUCCGUGCACGACAGCGAGUUUUUUGAGCACGAAGCGGAAGGUCAGCAGACCCAGUUGUCAACGAUGCCUUUCACACUUUUGGAGCUGGUGACUCUGUCCCGCUGCCUGAGGGACGCGUGCCUCGGCAUCAUCAAGCUGGCCUACCCGGAGACCAAGACGGAGCACCGCGAGGAGUACAUGGCGGCCUUCCGCAGCGUGGGCGUCAAGACCAACGCCGAGGUGCAGCAGCGCAUCCAGGCCGAGCAGAAACGCUGGGUGCAGCUCUUUAAGGUCAUCACAAACUUGGUGAAAAUGUUGAAGGCUCGCGACAUCCGCCGACCCUUCUGCCCAUCGGAACACUGGCUCUCUCAGGAGGUCAACAUUCGAGCCGAUAAGGUCACGCAGCUCUACGUGCCGUCUGCUCGACACGUGUGGAGAACCAGAAGGAUGGGUCGCAUCGGACCGCUCCAAUCAACACUGGACGUGGGCUCUGAGCCUCCACAGCUGUCCGUGUCGGAGGAGAGACAUCUGGCUAUCCUCACCGAGCUCCCUUUUGUCGUUCCGUUCGAGGAGCGAGUCAAGAUCUUCCAGAGGUUAAUCUAUGCCGACAAGCGGGACGUCCAGGGGGACGGGCCCUUCUCCAACGGCAUCGUCGUCACCAUUCGACGUAACUACAUCUACGAAGACGCCUACGACAAACUCUCGCCAGAGAACGAGCCAGACUUGAAGAAAAGAAUCCGGGUGCACCUGCUGAACGCCCACGGCCUGGACGAGGCGGGCAUCGACGGCGGGGGCAUCUUCCGCGAGUUCCUCAACGAGCUCCUCAAGUCGGGCUUCAACCCCAACCAGGGCAUGUUCAAGACCACCAACGAAGGCCUGCUGUACCCCAACCCCGCCGCCGAGACGCUGGUGGGGGAGUCCUUUGCGCGACACUACUACUUUCUGGGCAGGAUUCUGGGGAAGGCUCUUUACGAGAACAUGCUGGUGGAGUUGCCCUUUGCCAGUUUCUUCCUGUCCAAGUUGCUGGGCACCAGCGCCGACGUGGACAUCCACCAUCUGGCCUCUCUGGACCCAGAGAUGUACCGGAACCUUCUCUUCCUCAAGAGCUACGAGGGCGACGUGGAGGAGCUGGGUCUCAACUUCACGGUGGUCAACAACGAUCUGGGAGAGGCUCAGGUGGUGGAACUGAAGCUGGGCGGGAAGGACAUUCCCGUCACCACGGCCAACCGCAUCGCGUACAUCCACCUGGUGGCCGACUACCGGCUCAACAAGCAGAUCCGGCCGCACUGCCUGGCCUUCAGGCAGGGGCUGGCCAACGUGGUCAACCUGGAGUGGCUGCGCAUGUUUGACCAGCAGGAGAUCCAGGUGCUGAUAUCCGGCGCUCACGUGCCAAUUUGUCUGGAUGACCUGAAAAAGUUUACAAACUACUCAGGGGGCUACACGGCCACGCACCCCGUCAUCCAGAUCUUCUGGGAGGUGGUGGAAGGCUUUACAGACGAAGAGAAGCGCAAGCUUCUCAAGUUCGUCACCAGCUGCUCCAGACCUCCUCUGCUCGGCUUCAAGGAGUUGUACCCAGCCUUCUGCGUCCACAACGGCGGCACCGACCUGGACAGGCUGCCCACGGCCAGCACCUGCAUGAACUUGCUCAAGCUGCCCGAGUUCUACAGCCAGCAUCAGAUGAGGAACAAGCUGCUCUACGCCAUCGAGUCGUCGUCCGGCUUUGAGCUGAGCUGAAGCUACGGCCUGCACUGACUUUUCCUGCUUUUUGUGUGUACGAGCGUGUGCGUGCUGGAUGCGUGUUGAGCGCCCGGGGACAAUGGGCUUCACGUUAAGAGGCCGUGGCCUCUGUUUUAAGCACGUUUUAUUUUCUCCAGUUAAAGAAACAAAAGCAUUUUUCCUCACAGCUAUUUCUGCGACUUUGAGGUCUUGAAUCGCUAAUUGAGUGCAGUAAAGUCAUCAUUACAUUUAUGAUUAUUUUUUUUAGGAAGAGACAGGGUAGUAAACGAGGCCAUAGAUAUAAAACAAUCAAAUAUCAAGAGAAGCAAGGAUCCCCUCCCUGGAUUAGAAAGGUUAGACAUGUCCACCAAAUGGCGCUGCUUCAGCCACAUGCAAAGCAUCCAGUCAUUUUUUCCCAAUCAAGUCGUUUUGGUGUGAAAGUGUGGAAGCCGACGCAUAAGACUCCUGUUGAAACACACACCUUCCCCAUUGGAUAUUAGAACACAAACAGUUCAGAUAAUGGUGCUUGUAGUCAUUUAUCCUCUGCGAGGACCAUAAAGGAGCUGCCAUCUUGACUGCACAGACAGACUGCUGUAUGUUGUUCUUAUACUGCCUCCUGGUGGCCAUGGCGGAUAAUUAUUUUCUUGGUGCAGUUAGACAAAAGAAAUGUGGUGGGUGGCAAACUGACUAGUGAGCCCCAAACCAAGACGAGUAGUGCUGAGCAGUGGAAAAGCGACAUUAGCGCGUAUACCUUUUGAAAGAUAACGUGGCCUCAUAUAAAGAAGAGUGCGCCGUGCGCCAUUCAUUUUGUGAUUCCGUCAAUUAGUCCUAGCCGUGGAAACCAACGUUUUUCUUAAUGCGGAUUGAUUGGGCAGGGCGAUGCAUUUGUGAAUAUGUACAUGUUCUCUUGAACGAUUCAUUAUUUCUUCAGUAUUUGUACAGGUAUUCGUCAGUGCGUGUGGGAGAGAAUGUGUCGUGGCUGCAAUAGUUCCGUGUAGCAACAAUCGAGUGUAUGGCAAUAAAUCCACGUUUCUUUUUUCA
Molecule: messenger RNA, 4430 nt
Organism: Syngnathus typhle (broad-nosed pipefish)
Lineage: Eukaryota; Metazoa; Chordata; Actinopteri; Syngnathiformes; Syngnathidae
Gene: ube3c
Product: ubiquitin protein ligase E3C
Exons: 24
Coding region: 174-3407 (1077 amino acids)
Biological process (GO): protein polyubiquitination; ubiquitin-dependent protein catabolic process
Molecular function (GO): ubiquitin protein ligase activity
Source: RefSeq, a predicted model, not a curated record